Molecule: messenger RNA, 1503 nt
Organism: Microdochium trichocladiopsis
Lineage: Eukaryota; Fungi; Ascomycota; Sordariomycetes; Xylariales; Microdochiaceae
Product: sulfite oxidase-like protein
Exons: 1
Cellular component (GO): mitochondrion
Molecular function (GO): oxidoreductase activity; molybdenum ion binding
Source: RefSeq, a predicted model, not a curated record
AACGACAACACGGACGGCUUGCCACGGUACCGCCUCUCGGAGGUGAAAGAACACGGCCCCCAGUCUGAACGGCCCUGGGUGACGUACGAAGACAAGGUAUACGACAUCACCGAAUGGGUUGGUGCGCACCCGGGUGGUGAGGUCAUCCUGCGAGCCGCCGGCGGCGCCAUCGAGCCCUACUGGGACAUCUUUUCGAUACACAAGACUCCCUACGUCCGCGAGAUCCUCGAGCAGUAUGUGGUCGGCAGGAUACAUCCGGACGACUUGGUCGAUGGGCGGCCGGCGCAGGACCAGAUCGAGGAUCCGUUCCGCACCGACCCAGACAGAGACGAGCGGAUGCGCUUCAUCACCGACAAGCCCUGCAAUGCCGAGACGCCUGGCUCCGAGCUGGCAGAGUCGUUCCUCACGCCCAACGAGGUCUUCUACGUGCGCAACCACAUGUGGGUGCCCGUUGUCGAGGACGCCACUGCGGACAACCACACCAUCUCGAUCGAGCUGCCCGACGGCGAGACCCGGACCUACACCGUCGGCGAGCUCAAGAAGCGCUUCAAGCAGUACACCAUCUCCGCCGUCCUGCAGUGCUCGGGCAACCGGCGCAAGGACAUGACCGAUCAUGCCAAGAAGACGAAUGGUCUCCAGUGGACGGUCGGUGCCAUAAGCUGUGCGAAGUGGGAGGGCGUGCGUCUCCGCGACGUGCUCGCAGACGCGGGGCUGUCCCUCGCAGACCCCGGCGAGGAUGCCCAGCAUGUCCAAUUUACUGGCCUCGAGGCCUACGGCGCCAGCAUCCCGGUCUCCUCGGCCAUCGACCCGCGCGGCGAUGUCCUCCUCGCCUUCCGCAUGAACGACAUGCCUCUGCCGCGCGAUCACGGCUUCCCCGUGCGUGUCAUCGUGCCGGGCCACGUGGCUGCGCGCGCGGUCAAAUGGGUCAACAAGAUUGUCGUGAGCGACGAAGAGUCGCAAACGCAGUGGCAGCGCAGGGACUACAAGUGCUUCGGCCCGAAUGAGACGACGCAGGACUGGGACAAGUACAAGUCGAUCCAGGAGAUGCCCAUCACGAGCGCGAUCACGCGGACGCGGCUGAUUCGCACCGUCGUCCCGAACCCCAGCGUGCCUUUUCCUGCCGGCAAGGGCAGCAGCAUCACGGCAGCGCCCAGCGUCGAGUCCAUGGCGGGUCAGAUCGUGCAGCUCGAAGGGUACGCGUACUCUGGAGGUGGACGCGAGAUUCAGCGCGUUGAUGUGAGCCUGGACGGCGGCAAGACGUGGGAUCAGGCCCGCCUCAUCAACGACAAGAAGCUCGAGCAGGGGAGCAAGGCGUGGUGCUGGAAGCGCUGGCAGUACGAAGGCGCUUUACCCGAGGUUCCAGAGGAGGAAGCGGGGAACGGCAAGGAGAAGAAGACGACUUUUGUCGUCAAGGCCACGGACGAAGUGUACAACACGCAGCCCGAGACCCACCAGAGCAUAUAUAACCUCCGCGGCAACCUUGCGACGGCGUGGCACAGAGUC